This is a messenger RNA of Argiope bruennichi, 1107 nucleotides long. RefSeq names its product RNA-binding protein lark-like. Bases 141 to 812 code for a protein of 223 amino acids. Gene Ontology annotation, cellular component: nuclear speck. Gene Ontology annotation, molecular function: zinc ion binding; mRNA binding. Gene Ontology annotation, biological process: mRNA splicing, via spliceosome. NCBI's taxonomy places the organism in Eukaryota, Metazoa, Arthropoda, Arachnida, Araneae, Araneidae. The transcript is spliced from 7 exons. The record is from RefSeq and is a predicted model, not a curated record.
CAACCGUCACAACGUCAUUCUUUAUCAUCAUCAUACCACUUCAUUUUUGUAUUCUUAAAGCUGGGUUGUGCCGCUUGCUGUAUUUUCUUCCAUAAAUAACAAAAUAUAUUGAAAGGGAGAAAAAAAUAAUUUGUCUCACUAUGCGUACUACAAAGAUUUAUGUUGGCAACCUACCUGAAAAUGCUGAUAGUGCAGAAUUACAGGAGAUGUUUGAAAAGUAUGGUGAAGUUAGAGAAUGCGAUAUUGUGAAAAACUAUGCAUUUGUGCAUAUGGCUUCUGAAGAGGCAGCAAAAAUGGCCAUUGAAGCUUUGAAUAACAUAGAUUUUAUGGGAUCAAAAAUAUCUGUAGAGAUUUCUCAUAGUAAAGUUCGACAAAGGCCAGGGAUGGGUGGCAAGGGUCAGUGUUACCGCUGUGGUCGUCAAGGCCAUUGGUCAAAAGAAUGUCCAAGAAAUCCUGCUGUCAGAAAUGCUGGACCACCUGUGGGUUAUCCAACCAGAGGCUAUGGUGAUUCGUUUCCUCGGUUUGGAGGAAUGGAUCGACCUUUUGGAGCUGACCGAUCCUUUGGAGAGCAGCGCAGCUUUGUUGACCGCAUGAGACCUUAUCCUGAUCCUUAUGAACGUCGACCACCUCCCAUGUCUGCUCCCCAACAAGAUAAUUACAUGUAUUAUCGACGUCCUUAUGAUUCAUAUGGUUAUACCAGGCGAUCUCCACCAAGUGUAUCGCAAGUACCCAGCAGAUACGACUUCACCCAAGAUCCCACUUUUGCGUCGGGACGUCUAACACCUACCACACGUCGCGCUCCGGUCUUUUAACGGAAGCAGUCCGGUCGCGUGGUUCUGGCGGUUGGAUUUCGCGAGUAUGAUGAAGCACAGACCCGUUGGACAUGGAUGCAAUGAAGACUUCAUUUUUUUUUUAUAUAUGUUUAAACUAAAAUGGAUGUCGAAACGAUUUCUUCAUAUUGUAACAAUUAUAUCAUUGGUGACUGUCUCGUUCCGUUAAAAUUCACGUGAAAGUUUGAACGCUCACGUAUCGUGUUGAGUAAUGUGUUGAACCAUCAUUCUGUAAUUUCUUUAUCAUUAUAGAUAUCAAUAAAAUAAAUGUCGGUUA